Sparassis crispa is the source of this 1128-nucleotide messenger RNA. RefSeq names its product Polyporopepsin. Gene Ontology annotation, biological process: proteolysis. Lineage: Eukaryota; Fungi; Basidiomycota; Agaricomycetes; Polyporales; Sparassidaceae. Gene Ontology annotation, molecular function: aspartic-type endopeptidase activity. The coding region runs from base 1 to 1128 and encodes 375 amino acids. The record is from RefSeq and is a predicted model, not a curated record. The transcript is spliced from 13 exons.
AUGCAUACGGUCGCGGUUUUGGCUCUGUUGAACUUGGUUACUCCGCCAGCGAUUGCGGUAAGUUUGCUCAAGGUGCCAUUCACGUCAACCCUCAUUGCGAAUUCUUCAGCCGUCUCUGACCCCACCACAUCUACGACUAACGCCGUGCUAAAGGUUGUUACCGCGGUGCAAGCCGGAAACAACCAGACAUGGCAAAAUGUACUGGUCGACACCGGGAGCGCACUUCUCUGGGUUGGUGCCGGGACAGAACAAUACGCACCAGGCCCAUACACUGACCUAAUUGAUCAGACUUUCAGUGUUGGAUAUGGUGGAAGCGAUGUGAAUGGCACUGCGUAUGUUGACCGUGUCACGAUCGGCGCCGCCACCGUGAACUCUCAGAUCAUAGGUUCUGCGGGUUUUGUCAAUGACUUCACUCUGGUGAAGCCCUUUGACGGAAUCUUGGGCCUUGGUCCAUCGGGAUCCAAUACUGGUGAAGUAUCAGGAUACAAUAGCACUGCAACGUUCGUGGAGAACCUGGUCUCUCAGGGAACUAUCCAACACCCUGUCUUCGGUAUGUAUGUCAGUCCCCUCGCUGAGAGUGGUGUUCUUGUGAGCUCUGGGGAGAUCUCAUUUGGUGGAAUUGAUGAGACACGUAUCAGUGGUGAUGUUGCUUGGCUCCCGCAGAACCAACCUAGCAACUUUCACUGGGAAUUCAAUUCAUCCAGUCUGACCUGGGGUGAUGAAUUGCUUACUAGCGGACAGAUAUACUCGCGUACAGAUUCCGGAGAGUUGGGCAUCGGAAUUCCAUUCGACACAUUCUUCUCUGUUCUUCAAUCUGUCCCUGGUGCAGUAAUAGACUUAUCCUCGAAUCUGGAUGGAUUUUUGGUGUUCCCUGGAAACAUGACCGUAGAGUCUCUCCCAGACAUGACCAUUGGUAUUGCCAAUCUGAAUUUUACCAUUCCUGCAAGCAAAUAUGUGGUUCCUUCAAGCCUCUAUUCAGCAUUGAACAUCUCUGACAGUGAUUUGCACACUUGGAUUACUUCUGGUGGACCUGAUUUCUUCCUAUUGGGACAGAAGUUUCUCGAGAAUGCAUAUUCUGCAUAUGAUAUGGAAAACCAUCUUGUUGGCUUUGCAUAUCUUGCAGCGUAG